This is a messenger RNA of Mycena indigotica, 1377 nucleotides long. RefSeq names its product VHS domain-containing protein. The transcript has 3 exons. The record is from RefSeq and is a predicted model, not a curated record. Gene Ontology annotation, cellular component: trans-Golgi network. Lineage: Eukaryota; Fungi; Basidiomycota; Agaricomycetes; Agaricales; Mycenaceae. Bases 1 to 1377 code for a protein of 458 amino acids. Gene Ontology annotation, molecular function: phosphatidylinositol binding; ubiquitin binding. Gene Ontology annotation, biological process: Golgi to vacuole transport; protein transport to vacuole involved in ubiquitin-dependent protein catabolic process via the multivesicular body sorting pathway; Golgi to endosome transport.
AUGCUCAAUCCGCAAUGGGCUACGACUGUAUCGCCCAUCGAGCUCUUGGUGACAAGAGCUUGCGACGCCUCACUGCACGAAGCCAACUAUGCACUCCACCUUGAAGUAGCGGAAUACAUCAACCAAAAAAAGGCCAACAAUCCCCGAGAUGCUGCGAUGCUUAUUGCCAGACUCGCAUGUAACCGCAAUCCCCAUGUCGCUCUACUCGCCCUUGCCCUGCUAGAAACUCUAGUCCAGUCAUGCGGCUACCCAUUUCACCUCCAAAUCAGCACCAAGGAAUUCCUUAACGAACUUGUCCGCAGGUUCCCCGACCGGCCACCACCCUUUCCCGGGCCAGUCAUGUCGCGUAUAUUGGAGACAAUUCAGAGUUGGAAGGAGACAAUUUGUGUUGAAUCGCGUUGGCGGGAAGACCUGACUAAUAUCCUCGAUAUGCACCGACUCUUAAUGCACAAAGGCUAUCGUUUUCGACACGUACCACGCGCAGCUCCUUCCGCCUCAUCGAGCGCUAAUACCGUUGCUGCCAACCUAAAGAGUGCGUCAGAACUGGAGGCAGAGGAUAGGGAGGCGCAGAGUGCUAAGCUACAAGAGCUUAUCCGACGAGGAACGCCAAAGGACUUGUUGGUUGCCCAAGAGCUUAUGAAAUCACUUGCGGGUGCCGAUCCCGCCAAACAGCCAGAUUAUCGUGGUCAGGCUCUCUCUGAUCUCGAGCGUUUGGAGAGCAAAGUCAUUCUUUUGGGCGAAAUGCUUGAUAACGCCAAUAUGGCUGGUGGCGAGCGAACAGUUCCGGGUGAUGUCUAUGAGCAAGUUGCCAACAUUCUCACUACUUCUCGUCCAAAGAUCCAAAAAUGGAUAUCUGAUGCAGAACAAAAUGAGGACGAUUCAGAAUCUCUCGACACUUUACUCCAGCUCAAUGAUCACAUGAACACUGUGCUUAGCCGCUACGACGCGUUCAAACGUGGAGACUACGCGGCCGCAGCUAAUCCAGUACCUUCGCAAUAUUCAAGUCAAGCUGCGAAUGCCACGUCAUUGAUAGACUUUGACGAUAUUGCACCUCCCGCAACAUCCUCUAACCCAGCCAAUGAGCUCGAUGGACUGUUUGGACUGGGCACGCUAUCAACGCCAACAUCCUCACCACCUCCGAUAAAUCCUGCGACACGACCCACGAAUGCACAGCUUGGCGGGUCUAUCAUGCUCCCUAGCACGCCAACCCCAGGAGUAGCAGCACAGCAGCCAACAAUGUUCGGUCACUUCCAACAAUCGCAUUCUAAUGGGGUCAUGAAUGGACAUAGUAUGCCGACCCCACAUCAACAAUCUCAACCUACGACUUCUCAGGUGCAAGGAAAGGACCCAUUCGCGGAUCUAGCAGGGCUGUUUUAG